Molecule: messenger RNA, 2290 nt
Organism: Puntigrus tetrazona (Sumatra barb)
Lineage: Eukaryota; Metazoa; Chordata; Actinopteri; Cypriniformes; Cyprinidae
Product: E3 SUMO-protein ligase CBX4-like
Exons: 5
Coding region: 224-1852 (542 amino acids)
Biological process (GO): negative regulation of DNA-templated transcription
Source: RefSeq, a predicted model, not a curated record
CCGCGGCACAAGGCUGACCAGCCUCUACGCCGCCCAUCCCGCUGUGACGUCACGUCCACGGCUAUUUGCAUGAAGUACGUUGUGCAGCUCAUUUGAGAGUUAAAACCGAAUCUCGCUCGAGAAGCGAAAGACCAUACGGAGCGGGAGAGCGCGAGAAACCUGCGCGAGAAGAGCACUCAUGUUAUCGCGCGCACACUGAGAAGUAUCACAGCGCGCGCUGAAAAUGGAGCUGCCUGCCGCGGGUGAGCACGUAUUCGCGGUGGAAAGCAUCGAAAAGAAACGCAUUAGAAAGGGAAGGUGUGAGUACCUGGUCAAGUGGAGAGGCUGGUCUCCCAAAUAUAACACGUGGGAACCAGAGGAAAAUAUUCUGGACCCGAGACUUCUCGUCGCUUUCCAAAACAGGGAAAGACAAGAGCAGCUAAUGGGUUAUCGUAAACGGGGACCAAAACCAAAACAUCUUCUCCUGCAGGUACCAUCAUUUGCUCGAAGAUCCAGCGUUCUUACUGACCUUCAGGAGGUGUCACAGGGUGAGGAUAACCAACCCAAAACAACUUCAGACCUUGUCCAAAGCCAGCAAUACCAGCUUAACAGCAAGAAGCACCAUCCCUACCAGCCCAACCCUAAAGACAAGCAAGGGGAGGCACGAAUAAAUGGGAAAAAGAAGCACUACUAUCAGCUCAACAGCAAGAAACACCACCACUAUCAACCGAACCCUAAAAUGUAUGACUCCCUGUAUCAGAGGAUCAAGGAGACUAAAGUUCCUGAGUUGACUGACAAGGAGUGGAACUUAUCCCCAGCUCUACAGCAGAAAUGGGUCCAGAGUAAGGAUUCUGAAUGCCUGAGUAAGGUGAGGAAUAUUACAAUGGAGUUGAAAAAGCUCCCUAAACUAAAUGGUGGAGCUGACUUAAACAUGAACACAAACAGUGAUGCAAAGGAAGACAAGGCACCGCCCAAUGGAAUAAGCAGCAAACUGAAGAUCGUGAAGAACAAGAAUAAAAACGGGCGCAUUGUCAUUGUCAUGAGCAAAUACAUGGAAAAUGGCACCCAGGCAGCUAAAAUUAAGAAAGGAACAGCAGCUUCUGGAGAAAAAAGGCAAGCACAAGAUUGUAAGUCCUGUGGAACAGAUGAGAGCACAGAGAAGAUAAAGCACACAAAGAAGCAAAGUCUUGUUAAAGUGAUUAAAAAGGACAGUAAAGCUGAGUCUGCCUGUUUUAGGCUUUCCAAUGGACUAUCAUCUUAUGGAGGGGACAAUCCUAAAAAAACAUGCUCCAUAGUGUUUGAGCCAAACAACUCCGAGACGUCUGGUAGCACUGGAGAUUAUGUAUCUAAUGAACAGCCCUUGCAACUGACAAACAAAACCAGUCUGACUACAGUGCCUAUAGAGACAAGUGAUCAAAAAGGAACCCAAUCUACUCAGUACGCCCCCCUUAUCUUGCCUCAAAAGCGUUGUUACUCUAAGCCAGACAGUGACAGUGGGGAGGCUAAAAGGCUCUUAAUUUCUCAAAGUACUAAUGCUCCAAGUACUGAUUUGUCUUACUCUUGUAACGGCACCACACACUUCAGUGACCAUCAGCACUCUGCCAGGCAGGACUUUGAAAUAUUGGACUCCAACCAAGACGAACCCAUAGACCUCAGCUGUGUAAGGUCAAGAGAAGAGGGAAAAAAUCCCACACAUUCUCAGAUUGGAAACUCUACACUGACCGGGAAAGCGGUGGUCUCUGCAGCAGAUCAAGUAGAGGAAGACAUGAAAAAAACUGUUCAAAGCUUUACACCUUUUCUUGGGAAUAUAAUAAUCACAGAUGUCACAGCAAACUGCCUUACAGUGACAUUUAAAGAGUAUGUUACAGUUUAGGAAUAUGUAUUGGAUAUAAAGUCUAUAAAGACUACUGAAUAUUUACUGUGAAUUUGUAUAAAUGUAAAGCAUGUCUAAAUCAUCAAGUCCUCAAACUUGCCUGAAAUUUUUUGAAACAAUCUAGUGUAAGGUUUUGACAGUUUCAGAUUGUGUUUGAUUAAACUGAUCUGAAUUCAUUUUCAAAUUCACACAUUAAACUAUUCCAUGUUAGGGAUAGAAAAAAAACUAAACAGGUUUUCCUGUUAUUAGCUUGUAUCAUAUUAGCUUAAAGCUGUUUGCAGUGCUGUAUUUCAGAAGGCUUAAAUAUAAGAAGCACUUACUACACAUGUAAUACUGAGAAAGAUUUUCUACUGAUCUGUCUUUUAUAGUCUUUUUGUAAAUGUCACUUGAAAUGUGUUAUUUAGGUUUGUCUAACCAUAUUAAAAGUUUUUAUUUUAA